Molecule: messenger RNA, 1886 nt
Organism: Dinoponera quadriceps
Lineage: Eukaryota; Metazoa; Arthropoda; Insecta; Hymenoptera; Formicidae
Product: odorant receptor 4-like
Exons: 5
Coding region: 86-793 (235 amino acids)
Biological process (GO): sensory perception of smell; detection of chemical stimulus involved in sensory perception of smell
Cellular component (GO): plasma membrane
Molecular function (GO): olfactory receptor activity; odorant binding
Source: RefSeq, a predicted model, not a curated record
CCCUUCGUUCAAUUUUGCUGAAAUAUUAGUAUAGAUUACAUUAAUAUGAAAAUUAUCUGUUUUAUAAUACCGGCUGCUUGAUAUUAUGCUUUUCUCUGCAGAUAACGGCACCUUCGUUUUACCCGCCAGAAUCCACACGUUCUUCGACAUCACCAAUACUCGCACAUACGUACUCAUGUAUCUCUAUGUAUGCCCGAUGUUCUACAGCUCCGUCUGCCACAUGGCGGCGAUUUGCGUGUUGGUUAUUUUAGUGUUUCAUAUCUGCGGCGAAUUGUCCAUUCUUUCGCAUCGUAUCAAAAACGUACAAGUGUACUCGCGAGAUGUGUUGGCGGCCAGAAUUCGCGGCUUCGUCCGGAUGCAUCUCAAGAUAAUAUGGAUGGCGAAAUCCGUGGACGAAAUCUUCAACAUGGUUCUUAUGGAUGAGCUGUUUGGCAAUAGCGUUAUACUGGCUAUCUCGAUGUAUUAUGUCUUGAUGAACUUGGAAAUCUCGCAGCUAGCGACCUGCUGCACCUUUAUAUUUUUCGCCGCGAUCGCGCUCGUCAUGCUCUUCGGAUACUGCUUGAUCGGCGAACAACUGACUCAACAGUGCAUAAGCGUGCAGAAUGCGUACUACCAAUGCAACUGGUACGACAUGCCAUUUAGCUGCAAGAAGUCUCUCUUAAUAUGUAUGAUUCGUGGCCAGGUUAUGCUCUAUCUAAUGGCCGGAAGAUUUUACAUAUUCUCCUUGAACGGUUUUACGGAUGUUAUCAAAACCUCCCUGGCGUACUUGUCGAUGCUGCGCACUCUGUUGUAAAGCACGAUUGCUGGAUUCAUGAUUCUGAAGGAUGUACGAUAUUGAGCGAAUAUUACAAAUAGAAACACACUUAGAAACCGCCCUAAAUCCGUAUGUUAAUUGGCGUAAUUCGCGGCUAUAAGUCGGAACUCUGGUUUCGGUGAAUGCACUAUAUCGCAAAUCAUAAACGCCACUUUUAUCGAGGGCACAAAAUACCAGCACAGUUCGGGAUGCUUUACGAUGAAGCCAGCAGGGAGAUCGUACGGAGGUUCGUAUCGAAGAACGUAGGAUGCACACGGAGAGAUCGUCGUCCAAACUAGUUAUUUUCGUUGUCGCAAAAAAAGUGAGCGACGACCGCUUUGGAUACACACACGACGAUUGUAACCAAUCGGAGAAGCAAGAGGAAUCUCUAUCGGAUGUUCGCUGAUAUCGCGUCUCCGCUUGAUUCUUAAUAGGAACAAACUCCUUUCUUGAAAAAGGUGGACAAAUAAAAAUGGCAGUACAAUCGAGCGAACAAUUUCUCGCAAGGUAGAACAAGCCCGCUCAGAUUGGAGUUGACCACGUGGCUGAGCGGUAUCGGUCGACAAUUUGUUCCAUUACAUAAUUAUUAUUCCGAGAUUAUAAUCAGAGUCGUGACUGCACGGUGUUUUUCGCAAUAAAAGUUUAUAAAGCGCGCCUGAAUUUUUUGCGGCCAAAUUAUUCCUGGAAACGGCGAUUCGUAGUGUAAUGAUGACAAAUCGGAGUAGACGACGAGGACGACGCCGCGAAAUUGCGAGCGCAGGUGUGUCGAGUAACACGUUCAUAUGCGAUUCGUACGUACGUCAAUUUUCAGCGCAAUUAUCGCCGUAGUUUUCCCAAUUCUAUAGACAGCUCGAAGAACAUUUACACCCCUCGUACGUUCAAUGCAGUUUCGUGCGAGCCCUCGAGGGAACAACAGCAGCGUAAGUUAUUUUUAUCGCGACCCGUGCAUAGGAAGAGAUCAAUUCACAUUCCUAUUUGUAUAAACAAAAAUAUAUAAUUUUAUUGGAAGAUAAGCAGACAGAAAUAAGUUCUAUAUGAUUCCACAAUAGAAAUAUAAUAUUGCUAUUAUUCAAGAGCAAUUUUUAUGAAUUAA